AUGACUAAUCAACCACAUAAAUUAUUUUAUAAAGGAGCAGAUAACGAUUUCGUUAUAUUCAUUGAUUCACCAGAAUUAUUUCAAAAAUUCAAAAAAGGAGAUACCACUAUUCCAUUAAUUGAUAUAGUUUCUAUUUUCAAAGUAUUUAUAAAUAGACAAGGUGGAGCAGAAGGUAUAUUAGAUGAAGCAUCAAAACAAGAUUUAAGUAAUGAAUUUAAAACUUCAAAUGUUGAUGAAGCUAUCAAAAUAAUUUUAGAUAAAGGAGAAGAUAAACAUAAUAUUGAUGUUGAUCAUGGAAUUGCUUCUAAGAAUGAUUCAAUUGGUGCUGGUAAUACUGGUAAUUAA
This is a messenger RNA of Lodderomyces jiufengensis, 345 nucleotides long. RefSeq lists its product as uncharacterized. Bases 1 to 345 code for a protein of 114 amino acids. The transcript has a single exon. The record is from RefSeq and is a predicted model, not a curated record. Lineage: Eukaryota; Fungi; Ascomycota; Pichiomycetes; Serinales; Debaryomycetaceae.